Molecule: messenger RNA, 5357 nt
Organism: Linum trigynum
Lineage: Eukaryota; Viridiplantae; Streptophyta; Magnoliopsida; Malpighiales; Linaceae
Source: the annotation of a GenBank genome assembly
CGGUAGAGGACUAUCAGCAGACGUUCGAGAAGCUUCUCAACCACUGCCGUGGGUGGAGUAAGGAAGUCGUAAUGGGAAGCUACAUGGGCGGGCUCAAACUUGAAAUUUCGGCUUAUAUUCGUGCAUUUGAGCCUCGAAAUACUGGCGAAGCGUAUCAUCUCGUGAAGAUGCGUGAGGAAGAGAUUCGACUCGAGCGUGGGGCAUCGAGGGGACCACGCGUGCCUAUCACGGUGCCGCACGAGGUAGUCGCCACCCUAGGUCCUAGGCCUCUACACCCUCCUGCGCUGCAAAAUCGAGCUCUGCCGCCAGCUGGGAGGCUAGUCUUUAGGCACUUGACUCCAGUCGUGAUGGUCUCUGCUACAAUUGCGAUGAGCGAUUUACCAUUGGCCAUCGUUGUGCUAACAACCAGGUGUUUGCUCUGAUCGGGGAUUUCGGUGGUGGAAUGGAGGAAUGGGUCGAGGAGACUUCGCGACCUCGGGACGAGAUUGCUUGAAGGGGGGAGGAUUGAUGAGAGCACGUUUUCUGACCGUCUGGGUCAUUAACUAAUUUCGGUUAUUAUUAUUAUUGUUUAUUUGGAUAUUCUUUUGGUUAUUUUUUGUUAUUAUUAUUUCUUGUUAAGGAAGUAAUCGGCUAGGAGUUGGUCUAGGAUUGGAUUUCUUUGUUUGAGAGGGAGAGGGUUUAUGGGACUUUUCCUAUAAAUAUGUACUUUACCUCUACGUUUUAUUCACCAAAAAAUAAUAAACCAGUUCUUUCAGUUUUUCUUAGUUUCUCGUCUACAAAAUCCCGACGCGUGAAACAUUCACACGUCACUUAUCUUCCAAAUCAAGAAGUUUGUAGUCUUUUACCCCCUACAGGAAAGCCUAGAAGACUCAUUGUCUGGCAUGAGGAGCAAAUUUAGUUCGUUGAUUACUCAAAGUACUAGCAUAACACAAAUUGCCAAACACCCUCAAAUGCCCUAAGAAGGGAGGCUAAUAAUGCAACAUUUCAUAGGGUGACCUGUCAUUUAAUACCAGGGUAGGAAUUUCUGUUAAUAAGAUAAAUAGCUUGUAAAGUUUAGUCACGGCAAUAAGUGAGGCAUGCAUGAUUGAAAUCUAAGAGACCUAGCCACAUUAAGAAUGUGUUGGUGCUUAUGUUCAACUCUUGAAUUUUGUUCUAGUGUCUCUUGGUAACUCUAAACUUGGUGUUAUUUACCCUACAUAUCUAGGUGUGUUUUGUACCAAUUCAUGUGCUUAAAUGCUUGAAAAUAUUCAAAUACACCCCUAUUGUGUUCCUAUUUGAUUUCGAUGUAAUUUUAGGGCGUAUUAGUCGAUAUAUGCGAAUUAGGUACAAAACAAGGUCACAAGUGUAGAGGAGGCUCAUGAAUUGAAGAUCGUGGCUUAGAAGCCGAAGAUCACGGUCGGGAUCACAAGCCACGAAGACCAGCUGAAGAUGGCGACCUAGAAGCCAUAGAUCACGACCGCGAUCUUGGAGGCCCAGGGCGCGAACUUCGCGUGGAAGGGGCCUUGGAGAAGCAGAGAGUCUCCCAGUCGCAUCACGGCCAAUGUUCAAUUUCCCAUGAGGAAGAUCGCAUCCUUGACUCGUGGAUCACGACCCCGAAGUCAGCCCACGAUCUUCCCCUUCCUGAAGGCCUCGACGAUUGCGUUUGAGAUCACGGUCUAGAGACCAAAGAUCCCUCUUGCGAUCUCCUUCCCUCAGACUGCAAACUUUCCCGAUUGUAGAAUGCCUAUAAAUACAAGGCCCCUUCAACUUUUCAAGGGAGCUGAUUUGGAGAGAAACUUUCUGGUUCUGGAGAGAGAAGAGAGAGAAGCUGAAAGAUGGAGAAGAAGGAGGAGUUAGGAUCAAGGAGGCAUCUUCUUCAACCUCGAGUCUUCUUCUGUUUCUACCAUGUAUCUUCUUUCCUCCUAUAUGUAGUAGUCCUCUAAGGUACUAGGGGUUCUAAACCCCAAAUCCUAGUUUUAGGGUUUACUAUGUAUAUAUGGAUAUUUUAGGGUUUGAAUGAAUGAAUGUGUUUGUCUAGUUGGUUUUAAUGCUACUCUUUCCUAAAUGAUGACGCUUGGGUAAUUGCCCUAUUCUUCCUUCUUAGCCUAUUUUAUGUUACCGCGCUGGGUACAGAGUUCAAGGAUUAGAUGGGUAUGCGCCAUCUGAUGAGUUUAGGUUAGAUAUGUGAAUGGGGGCCUAUAAUGGUCGAGGUGACCAAACCCCUGCUAUAGGUAGCCUUCUAGACGAAACCCAGGUGGAAACCUCGGUGUGGACGGUGGAUAAUGUCCAUUGAAAUUAGCCAUAAGCUUAAUGCCCCAGAUACGAUAGCCUAGAUAGAGGUGACUGGAGCAUGGGUUUUGGGGAGGCGUACUCGAAGGCGUGUGGAUAACCACGAAAUCCCACGGAAAAGAGCUCACUUACCACAUUUCAUGACGCUAUGUAUCUAGAUAUGCAUGAUGACCCUAACCUAGGGGAAGGGAUAGUUCCCCGAAGUACCUGCUUUUAGCUUUGAUCAAUCUUUAUACUAGUGUUUCGUCAUAUCCUCCACUCAAAACCCCAAAAACCGAUUAACUAAUUAGCAACUAGGUGGGAAGUAUGCUAGGGUACCAGGACCCGAGUACAAUAUGACCAUGAUUACCACUAUACGACAGUGUCGUUCUAGGUUAAACUUGGCCUAGGAUGGGAUAGUUUUUGAUACGUGCUAACCUCUGACAAUAACCUGCACGGAUUCCAGUGAUCACCUCUACACAGGGCGUUUGAUCUUCUAUACCCCUUUCCUGAAAGAACUCAUGCAUGUGAAAUUCUUUACCCUGGUCACUUCUAAUGACGUUAACAGCAACAUUAAACUGAUUUUGAACUAAAUUAAAGAAUCCUUGCAAGAGUUCCCUUGUCUUAUCUUUGUGUUUCAUAGGCAACACCUAUAGUGCCCUCGAGUAAUCACAAACAACAGUCAAGAAAUAGGAAUAACCAUCCUAAUAAAGAACAAAUAAGGGCCCCCAUAUGUCAACAUGUAGUAAUUCAAAGUCACAUUUUGCAACACUUGUGCUGAUGAGAAAGGUAAACGUUUAUGUUUAGAAUAAUGACAUACAUCAUAGUGAUAGACUUAAGAGUGAGUUACAGUAGAAUCAGUUUUCUAUAACAAUGAAAUCUUGUCUCUAUUGGCAUGUCCUAAUUUCCAAUGCCAAAUAUCAACUUCUGGUGACUAAAGUUGAAGAUGGUGGCUGCUGAGAUGUGUGGUUCUGGCUUCUGGUUUCUUUGUGGUGAGGUGAAGGAUAGAUGAUAACAACCUCAAUGUUUUCUUGCUAAACCAAUCGUCUUCAAGCUUAAUUGGUCCUAAAUUUGGCACAAACUGGAGCGAAAGUGUCAGACUAAAGGGUGGUCAUGAGUGAGCUUGCUAACAUAAAUAAGGUUGAAAGCAAAGCUAGGAACAAGAAUGAUGUUUUAUAAGUGAAGCCCUGCAGGUAAUCUAACUGUUCUAAUAUGAGUGACUAGGACCUUGGUGGUAUUAGGAAAGAUGAAAAAAUGUAUUAUGAACUUCUCUAUGUUCUAUUAAAAGAGUUAAAGAAAAAGAGAUAUGGUCAUAGGCACCAGUAUCUAGGUUCCAUAGACUAUCUACAGUUGGAAUAGUUUGGGGAGAAAAGGUUAAACGUCUAAAUUUAUCUGCAUAGUUGGGGUAUGGAGGCAGGAACUGGGAACUGAAUGGGCAUUAUGAGCUAUGGAUGGAGAAGUGGUUGUGAGUUAACAGUAUUAACACCAACAUGCAUCAUGUACCCCAGCCUGUUCAUUUUCCUACGUGUAAAAACCAUAACAUUUUUAGAUGAAAUUACAGGGCUACUUCCAAAAGUAUCAUUGGAACUGGUAAAGCUUGCUUCAAUGAUCCAUUUUGUGAAACAUAACUUGCAAAUCCAACGAUAUUUCUGUAAGUUCCUCUUGGGAUACCUCCAUCUUCCAUCUCGCUUUUCUUGUUUACACUCCUGCAUUCAUCCACAUUAUGAUCAUACUUCUUUCAAUAAACACAAUGUUUCUUUCCCUGUGUCUUUGCUUUCCCUUCAUGUCCAAUCUUAGCAACAGUGCUACACUAUGAGACUUCCUUCCACUAGUAUUAGAUUAUGCCUUCAUUUUUUGUUCAUACAAGAGAAGGUCGUCUACUACUUCUGAAACAGUUGGCAGAGGUUUCUCUGAUAGCAGCUAGUUCUUGAUGAUCUCAUAAUUAGGGUUGACAUGCCACAAAAACCUUAUCAAAUAGUCUGCUUCCUGUCGUUCAAUGUAAGCCACAAAAAAAUCACAAGGAUUGGGGUUUUCUAGAACACGGUUACAGAGAACUAUGGGACUGAACUGCACAUGCUCUACCCACGGUAAUUUAAUCAGUUUAUGGUUAUGAUUAAUUGUGAGAUUCCCCUACUUUUGCUUAUGAAUAUCAUACUUUAGGUUUGUAAGUCUAAUUGCAUAAGGCUUACCAUAACUUCUUUUCAACUCAUCCCAUGAUACUUUGUCAUUGACGUGAUUCAUCACAGACCUAUUAAGAUCCUUAUGCACGGAAUUCAAGAUCUAAGACAAUAAAACUAUGUUACAAGCUCCCUCAGCAGAUACUUCUCAUCAAUCAAUAGAAGGAUUGGUAUACUACGAUCGAUGACCCAAGCUUAUAUUUCAUCUUAAGACCCAUAGCAACAUAUCUACUCCACAUAGUGUGAUUGGUUCCAUCAAAGACCAUUUUACCUAUAGACUGAUUGAGAGCUUCAUUGAGGUUGAGAUAUUAAGGUUUACCAAAAGUAAUGACCUCAGAUUUUGGUCCUGUGAAAAGUUGUGCUGGUUCAUCUGAUGCUGCUCAUCGUAAGUUCCAAAUUGAACUCUAUGAUACCUAGAUGCAGUAGCUGCAGCCAUUCCAUUUCCCGUCUUCUGGGAUCAUCCUUAGCUGCUCGUCGACGGAGCGUUCAUAGUAACCCGAGAUGCAUUUCCGCUUUAAUUCACUACCAACCCUAUUAGUUGAUUGUUGAUCGGGGUUGAAUUAUCGCCUUCAUGCGACUUGACCUUCUUCGGCCGUUUUGAAAUCGUUCAAUGUCGUUCUAAGAUCUACAUUAACUCCUUUUCGUUGCUGUGCAAGUGAAUUCUAUUUCAAUCAUCCCGACGACGAUGGGGAAAAUGGUUGAUUCAAUAGCCAAUGAGCCAAACCCUUCAAUCCCUUGACGCAACAAGGACUAGGUGUUUACUAUUUAGGAGAUUAAUAGGAAUUUAAUUUAAUUUUCUAAUAUUUUUGAAAAUGAGGUGUUAAUUUUAAAUGAUUCGAUUUUUUAUUUUUUUACUUUUUAAUUGCUAUGUUACACAUUAAACGGUAGACUUUAAGAGUUGAAUGCCACAUCUUAUAAAGACAUAAAGUUAAC